UUAUUGUCCCAACGUCAAUCGCAUCGCCUGAUUCACGUCCGGAGAGUCAAAGGGAUCGACGCUCAUCGCAAAACUUCUCAUUUCCACAUACCGACUCCCCAAAAGAAUUCCGUCCCAAAUCUUCCCCACGCUGAAAGUUCUGACAAAGUUUGAAUCUUUGACGACAAAUCAACCCGAUCCAUCAAAGCUUCCCGUCCGGGUUUCAUCCCUACUUCGUCGCGACAGAGCCAUUUCACUCGCCGGGUUCCUCGUGGCCUUUUGGGUAACGAAUCUGGGGAUUCUCUUUCCUGGGUUCGGAUUGGUAUUUUUCGAUACGUUCCGGGUGAUUCUCUCGCGCCCCUUUUUGAUGGGCAUCUUCUUUUUGGCUCUGAAUCUUGGCGUUGAAUGAAGCAAGAGAGAGAAAUGAAGGUGGCGAAGACGCAGGUAUGGCAGCCAUGCAAAAAGAAGAGAUCUUGAUCCGCCUGCUUAAGCUCGAGCUUGAAUUGUGACUCUUGAGAGAGAGGGAGAGUGAAGGACGAGUUUUAGACAAGGGAGAGGAAGGGAGAGGGAGGGAGGAUGACGUCACGAGGGAGCACUAGCGGGAGGACACGAGUCGGGAAGUACGAGCUUGGGAGGACUCUGGGAGAGGGGACUUUUGCGAAGGUGAAGUUCGCGAGGAACACCGAGACGGAAGAGAAUGUGGCCAUCAAGAUCCUGGAUAAAGAGAAGGUUUUGAAACACAAAAUGAUUGGUCAGAUCAAACGAGAGAUUUCAACGAUGAAAUUGAUCAGGCACCCAAAUGUCAUCCGCAUGUUUGAGGUGAUGGCUAGCAAGACAAAAAUAUACAUCGUGUUGGAGCUAGUAACUGGUGGCGAGCUAUUUGACAAAAUUGCAAGUAAAGGCAGGUUGAAAGAAGAUGAAGCGAGAAAGUAUUUUCAGCAGCUCAUCAAUGCUGUGGAUUACUGUCAUAGCAGAGGCGUCUUCCACAGGGACCUGAAGCCAGAAAAUUUGCUGUUGGAUGCUAAUGGAAGUCUUAAAGUUUCAGAUUUUGGACUGAGUGCCCUACCUCAGCAAGUUCGGGAUGAUGGACUACUUCAUACGACUUGUGGAACACCAAAUUAUGUUGCUCCUGAGGUUAUUAACAACAAGGGCUACGAUGGGGCAAAGGCAGAUCUGUGGUCAUGCGGCGUGAUUCUGUUUGUCCUUAUGGCUGGCUUUUUGCCCUUUGAAGAAUCCAACCUCAUGGCAUUGUACAAAAAGAUUUUCAAAGCCGACUUCACAUGUCCUUCAUGGUUCUCCUCAAGUGCAAAGAAGCUCAUUAAAAGAAUUCUGGAUCCUAAUCCAUCGACUCGGAUUACAAUUGCAGAGGUCAUUGAGAAUGACUGGUUCAAGAAAGGAUAUAAACCUCCAGUUUUUGAACAAGCCAACGUGAGCCUCGAUGACGUGAAUGCAAUCUUCAAUGAAUUUGUUGACCCACAAAACCUUGUAGUGGAAAGGCGUGAAGAAGGGCCGGUGGCCCCUUCCACUAUGAAUGCUUUCGAACUCAUCUCUACAUCGCAGGGUCUCAACCUUAGUACACUUUUUGAAAAGCAAAUGGGACUUGUCAAACGCGAAACAAGAUUCACAUCAAAACGUCCAGCUAACGAGAUAAUUUCGAAGAUUGAACAAACUGCUAUGCCGUUAGGUUUUGACGUGCAGAAGAAUAACUUCAAGAUGAAGCUGCUUGGAGAGAAGACUGGACGGAAAGGUCAUUUGGCUGUUGCAACAGAGAUUUUUGAGGUGGCCCCUUCACUCUACAUGGUUGAACUGCGGAAGUCUGGUGGAGAUACACUGGAGUUUCACAAGUUUUACAAGAACCUUUCAACUGGGCUGAAGGAUAUUGUCUGGAAAACAGAUGAAGCAAUUGAGGAAGAAACUGUCGGUGGUAAGUGCCGUGGAUGCCAGAUCUUGAUGGUUGUUUACCACACAUGCUUAAAAUGUUGGUGGACAAACGAAUUGGCUUGCUCUUUGCUUUUUAUUUUUCUGUACUGGGUCGAAAACUUGGUAUGUAUCAUAGAUCAGACUAUUCUUGCUUUUCCUGGCUUUUUCGCGUGGAAUUCUGUGAAUCAUAGUAAUGUUGGAUUUGAAACUUUCUCUAUAUAUUUGUGUGCCGCGCAUUCCGCCAUUGACCAUUCAUCUCUAGGCUUUUUUGUUUCCUUCAUGACAUGAGUAAAAAGGUUGGUCUCUACUUUAUAUGUUGAAUUCACUUUA
This is a messenger RNA of Rhodamnia argentea, 2229 nucleotides long. RefSeq names its product CBL-interacting serine/threonine-protein kinase 23. The transcript is spliced from 15 exons. Gene Ontology annotation, molecular function: protein kinase activity; ATP binding. The record is from RefSeq and is a predicted model, not a curated record. Bases 556 to 2187 code for a protein of 543 amino acids. Gene Ontology annotation, biological process: protein phosphorylation; signal transduction. Lineage: Eukaryota; Viridiplantae; Streptophyta; Magnoliopsida; Myrtales; Myrtaceae.